Ananas comosus (pineapple) is the source of this 684-nucleotide messenger RNA. RefSeq names its product pentatricopeptide repeat-containing protein At3g22690-like. Bases 1 to 684 code for a protein of 227 amino acids. The transcript is spliced from 5 exons. Lineage: Eukaryota; Viridiplantae; Streptophyta; Magnoliopsida; Poales; Bromeliaceae. Gene Ontology annotation, biological process: RNA modification. Gene Ontology annotation, molecular function: RNA binding; protein binding. The record is from RefSeq and is a predicted model, not a curated record.
AUGGCUUUCAAGGGUAAUGGUAAUCAAGCUUUUAAGCUUUUCUCAAAAGUGAUCGACCACGGUGUGAAACCUGAUGGCUUGGCGUUUGUUGGGGUACUGACAGCGUAUAGCCAUGCGGGGUCAGUUGAAGAGGGUUGCAUAUUUUUCCAUUCGAUGAGCAACACUUAUGGCUUCACCCCGCAAAUAGUCCAUUACGGUUGCUUGGUCGAUCUCCUUGGUCGUGCUGCUUCUAGCAGCAUUCACCGCGACAUUGAAAUGGCAGAAUAUGCAACAAAGAAAGUUCUAGAGUUGGCUACAGAGAAAAGUGGCGCUCAUGUUCUUCUAUCGAACAUGUACGCUUCAACAGGACGGUGGAAUGAUGUUACAAAGGUGAGGAUAGCUGAGAUGCUCUCCAAGAUGAGUGAAAAAGCUUCCAGUACUGGCUAUUUGCCCGAUCUGGCUAAUGUCAUGCUCAACGUCGAAGAAGAGGAGAAGGAAGAUCUUUUGAGUACGUCUUCACAGCGAGAGGAUAGCUAUUUAGCUGCGCUCAUCUUCUGCGGGUACAUCAUCUACGAUACGGACAACUUGAUAAAGAGCUACACUUAUGACGAGUACGUGUGGGCUGCGGUUGCUCUGUAUCUCAACAUCAUCAACCUCUUCUUGUCACUUUUGACCCUUUUCAGGGCAUCUGACGUUGUUAAUUGA